Messenger RNA from Eublepharis macularius, 1873 nucleotides. It is a transcript of the gene BBOX1, whose product is annotated as gamma-butyrobetaine hydroxylase 1. The record is from RefSeq and is a predicted model, not a curated record. NCBI's taxonomy places the organism in Eukaryota, Metazoa, Chordata, Lepidosauria, Squamata, Eublepharidae. Gene Ontology annotation, biological process: carnitine biosynthetic process. Gene Ontology annotation, cellular component: mitochondrion. Gene Ontology annotation, molecular function: iron ion binding; gamma-butyrobetaine dioxygenase activity. The transcript has 9 exons. Bases 303 to 1640 code for a protein of 445 amino acids.
GCCAGCCUUGCUUAGUGAGCCCGCCUACGCCGUUUCCCCUGCCCUUUAGCAAUCAAACCCGUGACGGCAAACCCGCGACUUGCCAGUUUUAUUAAGGCCCAGCAGGGAAAGAGAGGGUCCCGCUCGUCAGCCCAAGCCGUGCACCCACAGGAAUCGUUUCCUCCGUCGGGUGGGUCCCUUUGUGGCCUCCGCGACCUAGAAGCCUUUCAACAGCAUGCUUUAAUGUUACAGAACCAAAUUGAGGAGAACAUUCCUGGUACUAAGGCAUUUCUGUGCCGGAGAUUAAAUAAGAGAAGGCAAAGAUGUGGGCUGCUAUGGCUAAGUACUUGUUAAGGACCAAAGUCCAUCAAGACUGUUUUCAUACUCUGCUGCAAGUACAGAAAAGCAAAAGUAUUCAUCAAAAGCAUUUCUCUCUGAGUAAGAGACCUUGGCAACAUUCGGCUGGGACAGCAGGGGCAGUUCAGACCUUCAACACAAGUGCACUCAUCCAGAAAGUGGAAGUUCUGGAUGCAAACCAAUUUAUUUGUGUUCACUGGGAAGAUGGGAGUCAGAGCCUUUAUCCUCCUGUGUGGUUACGAGACAAUUGCCAAUGCCCUAACUGUUUUUUGCACUCCGCUAAGGCACGGAAAUUGCUGCUUGAAAAUCUUGAUGUCAAUAUUGAGGCAAAGGAUGUCACUUUGACAAAACAAAAAAAGGUGUACAUUAUAUGGCCAGACAACCACACCAGUGAAUUUGAGGCAGAAUGGUUGAAGAAGAGAUGUUUUUCUGAGCACGCAAGAGCAAAAGUACAAGAAGAACUAUUUCUGUCAGAACAUGAGUACUGGGGUUCUGAUCUACAACUGCCAACUAUGACCCUUGAAGAGGUUUUAUACUGUGAUGAAAGUGCAUACAAAUGGUUGAUCACCCUUAAAAAAGUGGGAAUUGUGCUGCUAACAGGAGCUGCUAUUAGACAGGGAGAGCUGCUUAAACUUGAACAACGAAUUGGUUUUCUUCGCCUCACAUUUUAUGGUCCUACUUGGCAAGUACAAGAUAAAAUGGAUGCUAACAAUGUGGCUUACACAACUGAGAAGCUAAGUUUUCACACCGAUUAUCCUGUUCUACAACAUCCACCUGGGAUUCAAUUCCUGCACUGUAUAAAACAAACAUCCACUGGAGGGGAGAGCGAAGUUGUAGAUGGAUUUCAUGUAGCAAACAAGCUUAAGGAACAAAAUCCUCAAGCAUUCCAAAUCUUGACCUCCACCCUUGUCGAUUUCACAGACAUUGGGGCCGAUUACUGUGAUUUCUCAGUGCAGGCCAAGCAAAGAAUUCUAGAUGUAGAUAACAAGGGCCAGGUGGUUCGUAUUAACUUUAAUAAUGCUACCAGAGACACAAUAUUUGACAUACCUGCUGAAAAAGUAAAGCCAUUUUAUACUGCUCUCAAAGACUUUGUUCUUCUGUUAAAUUGUGUGGAGAAUAAGUACUCCUACAAGAUGAAACCAGGUGAAAUAGUGGUAUUUGACAACUGGCGUGUACUGCAUGGCCGACUGAGUUACCAGGCAGGGACAGAAAUAUCCCGUCACCUUGAAGGAGCCUAUGCAGACUGGGAUGUGGUAAUGUCAAGACUGCGGAUCCUACAGAAGAAUGUCCUGAAUAGGAAGUAACCUUUAAAAGCAGAACUCCAUGUCUCUGCACAAGUGGGAAAACAGACGAGACAGCCUGUUCCCAGAUGAUAACGAAUCUAAUAUGUUUCCAGACUGCCUGCAUGAAAGUCCCAGUUGACAUAGCUCUAGCUAGUCUAUUAGAACCCUGGCUGAUCUCUGGUACAGGAUUAACUGGGCCUCCAUGGUUGACAUGAAUAUUGACACUGAUGUUCAUAAAUUUGUGAUUUGGAAAA